AUGGGCACCGUGAAGGAACGGGUCUUCGCCAGGAUGCAGCAACCUCGCAGUUAUGGACGUUAUAUUGACGACAUCUUUGUGCAAGUCGACACCGAGGAUGAGGUAGAAGCGUUCCAUCAAGCAUUUCAGCAGUACAGUGUGCUGAAUUACACAGUCGAACACAGCUUCGAUGAUCGGCUCCCCUUCCUCAACGUCCUUGUAAGCAAGACGGAAGACGGCCUAAUAGACCAAGGCACUUGCGAAAGCCACAUUCCUUUUGGUGAGAUCAAAGAGGUCAGGUGGUACACGUCAGGUGUCAGGAGAGAAAGCCCCCAUCGUAAAGGACUCGUGAAGCCAGCACCGGCCGUAGAGAGACUCAAGAAUCCCAGCGAAGGCUCCGAAGAAUCCGGAGCCACCGAAGACAAACCGGAGCUGGCGGCAGAUUCUGAAACUAUGAUUGCGUCAGAGUUUACCAUUAGAAACCCAGUAGGAGGAGUAGGAGAGAGGAUCAAAUCUUUGUACGACAUUAACCAGGCGACCGACAACUCCGCUGACCCAAAAGAUCAAUUGCUGACCAUGAGGAAGUUCUAUGAAGAUUACAUUCAACAACAGGAAGAAGAACACCAAAAAGAGAUUCAGCAGCUCGAGAACCAGGUUACUCGUUUGUGUGCUGCUCUUCAGGAUAAAAAUAAAUAUCUAAGACAGGCUAAGAAGGACGCCAAAGCAAAGAAUUCUGGAACACUGCCGGCAGCCGAUAACGAAGAGUUGGUUCUUGGUCUGAAGCAGGAGAUGGCACGACUGGCCCAGGAAAGCACGGAAUUAAGAAGACAGCGCGAAAUGGAACACGACCAAUAUGAAGAGACGAUUCUUGGUCUGAAAAGGGAGGUGCAGGUCUUGGCGGACGACAAUCAGAAAAUGAAGAGAGAAAUGGAGGACCAGCAAAGCGGUCUCUUGGAAGAACUGAGUCGUCUCCAAGAUGGAAACAAGGAAAAGGAGAUGAAAAUCGACCUCCUUGAGAAAAACCUGCAGCUUCUCCAAGACGAAAAUGGUCCACAUCUGGAAGAAAAACAACGGAAAGAGAUCGAGGCUCUCGAGAGCAAGUGCUCUCGGCUGUUGAAGGCGAACGAGGACAAAAAUGUCUUCCUUAGACAAGCUAAGAAGGACAUGAAGAGAUUGAGGCAAGAAAUUGAAGACAAGCAAACUGGUCUCAUGGAAGAACUAAAACGCCUUCAGAAUGAAAACACAGAAAAGGAGAUGAAGAUUGUUCUCCUUGAGACAGAGAAAAUGGAAGAAAGCAGAAAAGUGGUGCUUCUGGAAACCACUGUAGCAAAUUUAGAACACCUCUUAAAGACCCAGGAGAGACAAGGCUUGGUCAUGGAAGAAGAAAUAGUUGUCCUGAAAGAGGACAUAGCGAAACUGGAGGAUGAAAAGAAGCAAUUGGAGAGCAAUCUGGCCUUAUCUCGUUUAGAAAUGGACACAAUAGCGACACAGAAAAACAAGGAAAAUGAGAUGAAAACCGACCUCCUUGAGAAAGACAAACAACGGAAAGAGAUCGAGGCUCUCGAGAACAAGUGCUCUCGGUUGUUGAAGGCGAUGAAGGACAAAAAUGUCUACCUUAGACAAGCUAAGAAAGACAUGAAGAGAUUGAGGCAAGAAAUUGAGGACAAGCAAACUGGUCUCAUGGAAGAACUAAAUCGCCUUCAGAAUGAAAACUCAGAAAAGGAGAUGAAGAUAGUUCUCCUUGAGACAGAGAAAAUGGAAGAAAGCAGAAAAGUGGUGCUUCUGGAAACCACUGUAGCAAACUUAGAACACCACUUAAAGACCCAGGAGAGACAAGGCUUGGUCAUGGAAGAAGAAAUAGUUGUCCUGAAAGAGGACAUAGCGAGACUGGAGGAUGAAAAGAAGCAAUUGGAGAGCAAUCUGGCCUUAUCUCGUUUAGAAUUGGACACAAUAGUGACCCAGAGGGAAGGUCCAAACGCUCAUCCCAAUGAUCAGGCACCUGGAAUCUCACACCAAGUGGAGGAGGAGGAGGACAGAGAGCCUGACAGUACUGCCAAGAGGGCCCAAGAAGACGGAGCUAGUAUUGAAAAUGAAGGCAGAGAUACACCAAAAUAUAGAAGAUUGUUGAGCGAAAUAAGAAAUUUAAAAAGAGGACAGAAACAGCUUCGAGAGCAGUUGCUGGAAGGGCGGAAAAAAUACGAGGAAUUGGAGAGCAUUGCACUAAGCCUCCAAAGGAAAAAUAACAGGAAGGAUAGAAGAAGGAAGAGAAGGGAUUGGUUCCAAAAGAGAAUGGAUAAUUUCCAAAGCUACGAGAAUGAAAGUGGAGAAGAGACCAAGCUCCCCAGGCCUGCUGAUAUUGCAUUCUCUCAAUCUGAAAGGUGCCGCUCACUGAUGCCCUGCGAGUGCGGGGACGUUUGUGAAGGCGAAAGUAUUUUGACGGAAGAAGACUUUGAAGAGUGGCUCAGAGCAAAAGACAUUGAAAUUGCACACACCAUAAUGGCGAAGGAAGGAGACAUUUUCUUUAUGGUGCAGAAGAAACGGAAAGGACCUGACCUUGAAGGGCACAAGCUGCAACGGACAGAAAUGAGAAGGCAAAAAAGAGAGACGAUAGAGGAAAUACUUAUAGACAAGCUAGAGGUGAGAUUUAGAGAGAUGAUGGAAGAGAGACUGAGAGAGAUAGAGGAGAGAGUUGAAGUGAAGAUAAGGAAGAGAAUCAAAAAGGAGAUUGAGAAAGAAAAUAGAGAGAUUAUGGAGAAGAUAAUUAAAGAGAAGAUACAAGAGAUGUGUACAGAGGAAACUUCUGAAAAUUAUAUAGAAGAGGCACCUGGCAAGGAGAUGGAAAUAAUGACAGAGGAGAAGAAAAAGGAGAAGGAAAAGGAGAUACUUGGUAAGAUAUGGAAGAGACAGAAAAAGCGGAGAAAGGAGAUAACGAAGAGACUGGAGAUGUAUAGGAAGAUGAGAAGGCGAUUGAGGGAGAGGCAGGCAGAAAGGAGGACUGAACUCGUGAGAAAACUGGAAGAGUUGGCACUUGAGAAGUUUAUCAAAGAAAAUCAACCAGCAAUGAUUAAAAGGAAAGGUAAAAAGCAAAGAUAA
Molecule: messenger RNA, 3072 nt
Organism: Macrobrachium nipponense
Lineage: Eukaryota; Metazoa; Arthropoda; Malacostraca; Decapoda; Palaemonidae
Product: trichohyalin-like
Exons: 4
Coding region: 1-3072 (1023 amino acids)
Source: RefSeq, a predicted model, not a curated record